Callorhinchus milii (elephant shark) is the source of this 3384-nucleotide messenger RNA. It is a transcript of the gene cebpz, whose product is annotated as CCAAT enhancer binding protein zeta. The record is from RefSeq and is a predicted model, not a curated record. The transcript is spliced from 16 exons. Gene Ontology annotation, cellular component: nucleus. Bases 54 to 3272 code for a protein of 1072 amino acids. Lineage: Eukaryota; Metazoa; Chordata; Chondrichthyes; Chimaeriformes; Callorhinchidae.
UGUGUGCGGUGACCUGGCAGGACCUGGCAGGGCAGCGGUUGGUGAGGUGAGAGAUGGAGGCGCGCGAGGCGGAGACCAACGGUCGUCGGGAGCUCGAGCAGCCGGAGCUCGAGGAGGAGGAGGAGGAGGGGGAGCAGCCGCGGGGCCACGAUGGCGGCGGCGGCGGCGGCGGCGGGUUCACACUGGACGACGUGCUGCAGCUCGGAGGGACUAAGACUGACUAUGUUAUGCUGUCUGGAGUGGAUGAGACUGCAGAGCUAAUUGAUGGUGACAAAAAGGGUACAAUAGAUGAUCUAAAAGAAGGUGAAUUGGAAGCUUUCAUAAAUAACCUAGGCAUAAGAAAAUAUUCAAGUCUGCUAGGAGAAAAAGACGAAGAACAUACUCAGACGGAAAAAGUUAAAAAGAAAAAAGAGAAGAAACCUAAGAAGACUGAAAAUGAGGGACACAAAGAGACAUCCCAAGUUGGGAAAGGUAAAAAGGAGUUGCCAAACAACGAACAAAAGAAAAAGCUUAUUCAGAGUAAAGAAGUACCCAAAACAUCUGGAUUACCUGGCAAGAAAGGAAAACAACAGGACAUAUUUGAGUUCCAUCCCAAACCUUAUUUACUGAUAAAACCUGGAGGAAAGUGGUAUGAUAUGGAUUAUGCUCAAGAGUACAGUUCUGAGCCACAAAAUGAAACUGUGGUCAAACAGUACAGGGAUUUAGCUAAACAGCUAUAUCAACAUGAGACUGAUCUUUACAAGAAUAAGAAAGGUAACAAAAAUUCAGCAAACUCAACAUGGAUGAAAACUGUUGUCACAACAGGAACUUUGGCUGACAGAAUGGCAGCCAUGACCCUUUUAAUCCAAGAUACUCCAGUGCACACUAUGCACUUUGUGGAAACAUUAGUCAGUUUGGUCAAAAAGAGAGGCAGCCGACAGCAGUGUCUAAUUGGCUUGAGUACUUUGAAGGAACUCCUUAUCUCUGAUCUUCUCCCAGACAACCGGAAACUCCAGACUUUCUCUCAACAUCCCUUUGAAAAUAUAGAGAAGCUUGCCAGUGGAAACAGGGAUGCCCGAGACAAACGUCUUUUAUUGUGGUAUUUUGAACACCUUUUGAAACAUCAAGUUGCUGAGUUUGUGCAGUCGCUGGAAACUAUGGCUCAUGACACUGUCGCAGAAACAAAAGCCCGUGCCUUGGCUGCAGCUCAUGAGCUAUUGUGCAAUAAGCCAGAGCAAGAAAGAGCCCUGCUGAUUCAAAUAGUGAAUAAGAUGGGGGAUCCACAAUACAAAAUGGCUACCCGGGCCUCCUAUCUAUUGGAGACUCUGCUUUUUAAACAUCCCAAUAUGAAAACCGUUGUGUGUUAUGAAGUUGAAAGACUCCUAUAUAGACCUAACAUCAGCCCAAAAGCCCAGUACUAUGCUAUUUGCUUUCUUAGCCAAAUAGUCUUGAGCCACGAAGAGAAUGAUCUUGCUGGCAAGCUAAUAACAAUUUACUUUUCAUUUUUCCGUGCUUGUGUUAAAAAGCAGGAAGCAAACUCUAAAAUGCUCAGUGCUGUAUUAUCAGGUGUCAAUCGAGCUUUUCCUUAUUCCAACAUGAGUGAUGAAAAGAUAAUGGAACAAUUGGAUACCCUAUUCAAGGUUGUGCAUGUUGUGAACUUCAGUACAAGCGUCCAAGCACUCAUGCUACUGUUUCAGGUGAUGGACUCACAGCAAGCCAUAUCUGAUCGGUAUUAUGUAGUGCUAUACAGGAAACUGCUAGAUCCAGGACUGGCACAGUGUUCCAAGCAAGCCAUGUUUUUAAAUUUGCUUUAUAAGUCUUUGAAGUCCGACGUUGUGCUUCGUCGCAUUAAGGCAUUUGUAAAGCGGAUUCUGCAGGUCACUUGUGGCCAACCCCCACCAUUUAUAUGUGGAGCCCUUUAUCUUGUUUCUGAGAUCCUAAAACAGAAGCCAGGUCUAAAAGUCCUUUUGGAAGAACAUGAGGCUUCAGACGAUGAAGAAUGUUUUAAAGAUGUUGAGGAGGAAGAGCAAUUUAAAGAUCUUGAUGAAGAGAAAAUGCACAAGAUCUCAACAGACAACGGAACUGAUGAAAAGUUUGCAGAUAUUGACAAAGAAAAAGAAUUGGGCUCUCAGAAUGCUGCAGUCAUUGCUGGGAAAACAAAAUCAAAAGUAUCUGGGUCAUGGUUACACCACCAGAAUCAGGAAGGUGGAAAGUGUCUGGAGACCUACGACCCACUCCACAGGAAUCCCCUCUUUUGCGCAGCAGACAGAUCUAGCCUUUGGGAAUUAAAGCAGCUGAGUGAACAUUUUCAUCCAUCUGUGGCACUUUUUGCAACUACUAUUCUCCAGGGUGACCAAAUCCAGUAUUCAGGUGACCCUCUGCAGGACUUUACAUUAAUGAGAUUUCUUGAUCGUUUUGUAUACAGAAAUCCCAAACAAUACAAAGGCAAAGAAAAUACUCACAACGUUGUAAUGCAGCCGAAACAGAAAUUUCAAAUGAGUAAUGUGCGUAAUCUGCCAGUGAAUAGUCAAGAAUUUAUUGACCGGGACGAGAGCCAGAUCCCAGUAAAUGAAGUCUUUUUCCAUAGAUAUUACAGAAAAAUUGAAUCAUUGCGGAAAUUACGAAGACCCCGUGGGCAAAAUGUUGAAGAUGUGGAUGAUGAUGAGUUUGAGAAGGCGCUUGAUUCAUAUGAAGGAGACCGUUAUUUUCAAACUUUGAUUGAUAAUGACUUGGACUUUGCGAGUAACAUGAAUACAAAAACAUCAAAAGAUCGUAAGGGAAUAGAAGAGCUAUCAGAUUUAGACGAAGAUGAUCUGGGUGACCUGGAUGAUGAAGAAGUGUCAUUAUCAAGCUUGGAUGAGGAAGACUUUGGGGAUGAGGUCGGAAAAGAAGGGGGAGCAUUCUUCCAAGAUUCAAAUGAAGAUGUUGACAGCGAAGCAGAGACAAGCAAAAGUUCCAAGAAGUCUGGGAAAAGGAAAAGAGAUGAAAUUGAUUUUGCCAAAUCUUUUGGAGGAAAGAAACUGAAAAGGGGUUCUAAGGACAGUGGUGACAUGUUUGCUGCAGCAGAGGAGUUUGGCUAUCUACUGGAUGAAAAUGCAGGAUCAAAGUUUGACAAUAUUGGCUUAAAUGCAAUGGCAAACAAAGAUAAAGCACAUAUGAAACAGCUACAGUGGGAAUCUGAUCGUGAUGCUUGGGUCAGAGGCAAAGAUAGUCAAACUUUACGCAAACAGAAGAAACGCUUCAAAGGCAAGAAACUGCAAAACAAACGUAAAGGAUUCAAAAAGCAGAAAUAAUGGAAGAGCGUUCAAUCAUUUUUAUAAAAUGGACAGCGCUCUUUACUGGCAUCACAAUUUGCAGUUUUAUAUACAUAUUGAAUAAAGAAUAAAAGCUAACUUUGUACUUGCA